Molecule: messenger RNA, 2568 nt
Organism: Hippocampus zosterae (dwarf seahorse)
Lineage: Eukaryota; Metazoa; Chordata; Actinopteri; Syngnathiformes; Syngnathidae
Product: N-chimaerin
Exons: 15
Coding region: 227-1600 (457 amino acids)
Biological process (GO): regulation of small GTPase mediated signal transduction; positive regulation of GTPase activity; signal transduction
Molecular function (GO): GTPase activator activity
Source: RefSeq, a predicted model, not a curated record
GCUAGUGUGUGAGUACUGUACUUCGUUUAAUUAUCCAUCCGCUACAUUGAGGCACCCGGUGUACUGUUUCACAUUUAAUUAGCGGUCGCAUUCUCCUGAUUUAACACAACAACAACGUCCAAGGAUUUAUUUUAUUUUUUUAAUUGCAGCGAGGAUCUUCAGGGCCGGAAUUUGGAUGUGAUUUUUCUAUUGUUCGCCAUCAUCGUCAUCUAAUUACAGAAUCAGGAUGGCCCUAAAUGUGUUUGAUCAUGAUGAGUACAGGCCUCCGGUAUGGAAAUCCUACUUGUAUCAGCUCCAGCAGGAGGCGCCACACCCCCGUCGGUUGACCUGCACUUGUGAGGUGGACAAUCGACCCAAAUACUACGGAAGAGAGUACCACGGGAUGAUUUCCAGGGAGGAAGCUGACCAGCUUCUCAGUCAGGCCGAAGGCAGCUACCUCAUUCGAGAGAGUCAGAGGCAGCCGGGCACGUAUACGUUGGCGCUGAGGUUCGGGAGCCAGACCAGAAACUUCCGUCUUUACCACGAUGGGAAGCACUUUGUCGGAGAGAAGAGGUUCGAGUCCAUCCAUGACCUGGUCACCGACGGCCUCAUCACACUCUACAUCGAGACCAAGGCCGCGGAGUACAUCGCCAAAAUGACCAUCAACCCCAUCUAUGAGCACGUGGGCUACACCACGCUGAACCAGGAGCCCACGCCCAAGAAACACUUGCCGGACGCCGCCGAUGGCCCGGCUCCCGUCAGAGACGACGACCGCGGCGGCGAGGAGAGGCUCACGUCGCUGGUGCGGCGAGCCACGCUGCGGGAAAGCGAUAUGGUGCCCAAAUACGAGAAGGUUCACAACUUUAAGGUUCAUACGUUUCGUGGCCCUCACUGGUGCGAGUACUGCGCCAACUUCAUGUGGGGGCUCAUCGCUCAAGGAGUCAAGUGCGCAGACUGCGGCUUGAACGUCCACAAGCAGUGCUCCAAGGUUGUGCCCAAUGACUGCCAGCCGGACCUACGUCAUGUCAAGAAGGUGUACAGCUGCGACCUGACCACGCUGGUCAAAGCGCACAACACCAAAAGGCCCAUGGUGGUCGACAUGUGCAUCCAGGAAAUCGAAGCCAGAGGUCUCCAAUCGGAAGGUUUGUAUCGAAUAUCCGGCUUCAGCGAGCUGGUUGAAGACGUCAAGCUGGCCUUCGAUAGAGACGGCGAGAAGGCGGACAUCUCGUCGGGCGUAUACGAGGACAUCAACAUCAUCACGGGCGCGCUCAAGCUCUACUUCAGGGAGCUGCCCAUUCCACUCAUCACAUACGAUGCCUACCCACGCUUCAUCGAGUCCGCAAAGGUCACUGACCCAGAAAAGCGCCUGGAAGCCCUCCACGACGCCCUGAAGCUCCUGCCGCCGGCUCACUGCGAGUCGCUGCGCUACCUCAUGGCGCACCUCAAGAGGGUGACCCAGUACGAGAAGGAGAACCUCAUGUCCAGUGAGAACCUUGGAAUCGUCUUUGGACCCACGUUGAUGAGAUCGCCUGACUUGGACGCCAUGACCGCACUCAAUGACAUCCGCUACCAAAGGCUGGUGGUGGAAAUGCUCAUCACCAAUGAGGACGUGUUGUUCUGAGAGGCGGCGCAACAAAGGAGGGGAGGAACAAAGAGAUUGGAACCGAUGCGGGGCAACCGGUUCCAAAUGACUGCCCGUUUUGGUCAGAAGCAGAAUCAAGGUUGAGAAGCAAAGUCACCGAGAAAAAAAAAUGCUAACACUGAGCCGCAUGGUGCCAGAGCAGUCAUAAGAAUGCUGUCCCUGCGGUCUUGAUUUUUUGUGUUCAAGCUUUGUUGCAGUGAGCGUGGGAGCUCGCCAUCGUGACCCCAGAAAUGUUGCCACGGGACUUCCGGGGGGAGCCACGAGAACAACCAUGUACUUCCUCAGUUUCGUCAACAGAAAGUGUGAUUGUAUCUCGCUCAAACGGAGCUAAGCUAAUAGCACCGAGCGAUGGUAACCGUAACUUGAAGGAUUUCGUUUGAAAUGCAUAUUUUUAAAAUUGCAAUAGUGCCGUUUGAAAACGGGCCACUGAAGUCAAGAUGCAUUUUCUGUGUGUGUGUGUGCUGUCGUGUCAGCUAGCACAUACAGUAUAAGUGACUUCCACCCCAUUUAUGUCGGGGGGGGGGGGUAGGGGGCAACGUUUUCAUGGAGUAAAAGCAAAAGGUUGUUCCAAAAAACAAAAAUCAACAUACCCGUUGCUGCUGGACUGGCUGACAAUGUAGAGAUGUGACAUAAUGUAACUGCAUUUUCUAACAAAUCACGUUGGUUUUGUUUGUUGUGAUUUAAAUGCGUGUGUGUGUGUGUGUAUUAUAUAUAUAUAUAUAUAUAUAUAUAUAUAUAUAUAUAUAUAUAUAAAGGUUUUGGAUUCCAUCAUGUACAAACAACUACGAUCUGCUGAACCAUGAACCACUUAAGAGCCUUCCGUUAUCCGUGACACUUCUUCUGCAUCAUUUUUUUUCCCUGCUUUUUCCUUGUCAUGAUGUUGAUGUAAACAUUUUUCUGUAUAGUAUGCAUGGGGAAAUUAAAUUAUUACAUAUGCCCAUUAAAAA